Molecule: messenger RNA, 1071 nt
Organism: Cariama cristata (Red-legged seriema)
Lineage: Eukaryota; Metazoa; Chordata; Aves; Cariamiformes; Cariamidae
Gene: CA4
Product: carbonic anhydrase IV
Exons: 9
Coding region: 1-1071 (356 amino acids)
Cellular component (GO): plasma membrane
Molecular function (GO): zinc ion binding; carbonate dehydratase activity
Source: RefSeq, a predicted model, not a curated record
AUGGACAAAUUAAAAGGGCAACUUUCAGCUGGCCUGGAUACCACCUGUCUCAUGGCACUGCGUCAGAGGAGACGUGGGCUUCCAAGCAGCAACUCCACGGGUCCAACUAUUCUGGUGCCAAGAAAUGGCUUUGGUCAGGAAACCAGUUGUAAAUUUGACAAGGAAGAAACAGAGAUAAUUGGAAGCCACUGGUGCUAUGAGUCACAGAAGUAUGAACAGUCACACUGUGAAGUUCCUCGAGAAUGGUAUCUAACAGAUGUCACCUGCAAAGGAAACAAACAGUCACCUAUCAAUAUUGUCACCAAAAAUGUCAUUUAUGACAAGAGUCUCAAGCCACUGAAUUUUGAAGGAUAUGAUGUGAAGGGGUCUUCAAAAUGGAACAUAGAAAAUAAUGGCCAUACAGUUAAAGUAACAUUAAGCACAUCCCCUAAAAUUGGAGGCGGAGGUCUGAGAAGAAAAUACAAGGCGAUAGAAUUUCAUUUGCACUGGGGAGUCCAAGGUGUGUCGCACUACCUUCCUGGGUCAGAGCACAGCAUAGACGGAGAAAAACAAGCCAUGGAGCUUCAUGUUGUCCACAUAAGAGAAGACGUUUCGGAUAUAACAGAAGCAAAGAAAAAUGCAGAUGGUGUGGCUGUGUUAGCAUUCUUUAUAAAGGCUGAAGAAGAAAAUAAAAACUAUGCAACUCUAAUAAAUGAAUUGGAAAAUAUUCAAUACAAAGGGCAAACAGUACAGAUGGAGCCUUUGCCAUUGAGUUCUCUUCUCCCACCUGAGGAAGACCUCAGAAGGUACUAUCGGUAUGAGGGCUCCCUCACCACCCCUGACUGCCACGAGGGUGUCAUCUGGACGGUAUUUGAGAAGCCAAUUGAACUCAGUAUUUCUCAGAUUUCUCAGUUUUCAACAGUCCGCUUUGGUAUGAAGAACUCAACUUACAUGGUUGAAAAUUUCCGGCCCAUUCAAUUUCUGAACGAACGAAAGGUGUACUGGUCCAGCGCCAGCAUCCUCCUGCCUACUGCUAAGUUUUUAAUGUUGGUCCUGAUGCUUACGUACAUCCUGAGUUCUCUUUUGCAAUGA